AAGUAGAAAGACUGGCUAAACUGGCCGGGAAACACAAUGUGCACUUGGUAAUGGGAGGCUGGGAGCGAUAGAGAAGGAUGAGUAUCCACUCUAUUGCACUGCCCUUUUCUUUAGUCCUGAAGGUCGCUUCAUGGGUAAGCACCGUAAAGUCAUGCCCACAUCUUUGGAACGUUGCAUCUUGGGUCAAGGGGACGGAUCAACCAUCCCUGUUUACGACACUCCCAUUGGCAAACUCGGUGCUGCUAUUUUCUGGGGAAAUAGGAUGCCUCUCUACAGAACUGCAUUGUACGCCAAAGCCCAAAGGGAUUGAGAUUUAUUGUGCACCUACUGCUGAUUAUUCGUUGGAAUGGCAAGCGUCGAUGAUUCACAUUGCGGUAGAAGGUGGAUGUUUCGUGUUGUCAGCGCACCAGUUCUGCAAGCGCGGAGAUUUCCCUGAACAUCCUGGUUACUUGUUUGAUGACGUUAUAGACGAGAAACAUCCUGAUCCUACUGUCUCUGGAGGCGGAAGUGUCAUUAUUUCACCUUUGGGACAAGUUCUCGCCGGACCAAACUAUGAAUCAGAGGGUCUCCUCACAACAGAUCUUGAUCUUGGUGAUAUAGCAAGAGCCAAAUUAUACUUCGAUGUGGUUGGACAUUAUGCAAAGCCAGAUGUGUUUAACCUGACCGUAAAUGAGCACCCAAAGAAACCGGUUACAUUCAUGACGAAGGUGGAGAAAUUAGAAGAUGACUCAAACAAAUAGUCAAUACUUA
Messenger RNA from Camelina sativa (false flax), 750 nucleotides. Its product is annotated as nitrilase 3-like. Gene Ontology annotation, molecular function: nitrilase activity; nitrile hydratase activity. The record is from RefSeq and is a predicted model, not a curated record. Gene Ontology annotation, biological process: detoxification of nitrogen compound. Lineage: Eukaryota; Viridiplantae; Streptophyta; Magnoliopsida; Brassicales; Brassicaceae.